Molecule: messenger RNA, 504 nt
Organism: Vicia villosa (hairy vetch)
Lineage: Eukaryota; Viridiplantae; Streptophyta; Magnoliopsida; Fabales; Fabaceae
Product: AT-hook motif nuclear-localized protein 17-like
Exons: 1
Coding region: 1-504 (167 amino acids)
Cellular component (GO): nucleus
Molecular function (GO): minor groove of adenine-thymine-rich DNA binding; DNA-binding transcription factor activity
Source: RefSeq, a predicted model, not a curated record
AUGGAACUAAUUGAUAUCGAGAUUUCUCCCGGAAGAGAUGUUGUAGAGAGUUUCAUUAACUUGGCUCAAUCUCAACAAGCUGGAAUCACCGUGUUGAGUGGUUCUGGUCUUGUAUCCGAUGUUACCAUUCUCCUUCCAGAAGCACGUGUCAUCGAUUUUCCUCUUGAAGGACAGUUUAAUAUGAUAUCUCUCAAGGGAACUUACUUAAAUCCUAAUAUUGAUCAGCCUUCUCCCUCAUUGUUGAGUAUUACCUCAUCAAAUGCAAAUUUUUCCAUUUUUGUCUCUAGCGGCAACCAAGGACAAGUUUUUGGUGGAAAAGUUAAAGGAAAGAUUAUGGCCGCAAGCGUUGUUAAGAUUACUGCUGCUCUUUUUAAGAAUCCUGAAUAUCAUAGGUUGGGCAAUAUUGUUGGAAGUCCUCACGAGAUGAAAGAUGAUAGACUGCCCAAAAUUAAUACUGAUCGUUCUGAACAUGAGUCCCAAAACUUCACCAAUACCAAUAAUUAA